CAGUGCCGGGCAUGGCGGCGCCGCUCUCCUUGAGCUCCCCUCAGCGCCCGCCCGCCAGCGCGCAUGCGCCGCCGCCCGGGGUGGAGGAAUGCGCAUGCGGCGGUACGGCGAGGGGCGGGGCGUUGCGUGCCCGCGGCUCUCUCCGGGCGGCGGUGUUGCCAUGGCGACCGCGCCGCGCAGCGCCGCCAUGGAGGUGACGGGCAGCCGCUUCUGCGGCAGCACCGAGCGCGGCAGGAUGGAGGGAUGGGGCUCCUACACGCUGCCCACCGGCACCGAGUACCUCGGCGAGCUGCGGGACGGCGCGUUCCACGGGCGGGGCGCGCUGCUGUUCCCCGGCGGCGGCACGUUCCGGGCGGUGUGGCACCGCGGGGUGCCCGCGGAGGGGAAGUUCACUUUUGCAGACGGCCUCGAAUACGCGGCUGAAAGGUGGGAUUACUGCGACGGCUACGACAGGAGGUUCUACACCGAGAUCUGCUCGGGGCUCAGACCCGCAGGCAUUUCUCAGCUCACCAAUCUGGAUCCUCCCCGAAAAAUCCCAGAAGGAUGUUAUGACUGCGGUGAUGGGUUCUAUAAUCCUAACACCAGAACUGUCACUGACUACGAGCUGAGGUUCCUGAGAAAUGCAGGUUAAAUCAGUAUGAGAACGGUGUGUAGGGUGGUAGCUUUCUGCACUGCAGUCAGUGUUACCUGAAAUAUGUGCAUCUCUUCGUAUGAGAUCAAGAACAGGAAGACACAAAGCCUGCCUUUAUGCUAUAAUUCAGCCAGGUAACUGCAUUCACAUGCAUGUUACUAAGAGCAGGAUUAGGCCCAGAAAGCCAAGGCAAGUGCCCAUUAAGAGAAGAGGUUUCGGUGCUGCUGCAGUCCCAAGCCAGCCAGCAAUCAGCCUAGGAUUUCUACAGGCCUGAAAGUCUCAUAGAAAGCAGCAGGAAAAGACCUGCUGCUUAAGGAGUCAUUAGAGGCUGAAAAGAUCAAGACUCAAGGAUAUUAUUUUAUUCUAGUUUUAACAAGGCUGGUUUUAGACCAUCCAGUUUUCCUUGGUUUUGAGGCUGACCCAACUCCAUAGGCAAGUUUGAGAACACCUUUUAAUUCUAAGCCUUAGUAAUCAUGGACUUAGAGUUACCUCACACCAUUAAUGUGGGAUGAAGGUUCUCAAGCUUGGUCUGAAAGGACUUAAAAGCAAUUUUUUUUGAAAGUCAGCAAAGAUGGUUCAUCCAUAUGAGGCUUAUCCAAGUAUGUAAAUCCAUGAGAUAGAUCUGCUACUCAUAGGCUUCUUCGACUGAAAUCUCUGAUGCAACUUGCACCAAGUGCUGCCUGAGAAAUGGAGACUUGUGUGAAAAACGUGAAACAGCCAUAACCACUCAGUAAUUACACAGGGUAAUAUUUCUGUACCUACCCUCAUGCACCCCAAAUACACACAGAUGUGUGCGUGCUCUUUCUCAUAAACUACUGGAGAAUUGGGUGUAGGGUGAGGACCUGGCAGUUUUUCAGGCCUGGAGUAUUUCUGGAGAAAAGACAGCAAGUUUAACUUAGAGUUGACUGCGGUGCAGGGGAAAAAAGGAAAAAAGAAAAAGAAAAAAAAUAAAAAGAAGACUGCAGUUGGAGAUCAUGCACUGAUCUUUCUUCCCUGUUCUUCUUUGAAAUCACCUAUUCUGAUGAUGGAGGGAGUAGAUGAGCACUCUGGUUCCAGGCUAGUCCCCAGUCACUGCCUAAGAAUGUAGGAGCUCUUUUGGCAGAUGCCCCUAUUGCUGAGCAGAGGAAAGCCCCAGCAACACACGUACACGGGAUGCAGUAUUUUUGUUCGAAUGAAUUUAGCUUCCCAUCGAUUUAAAUGUCUACUUACAACGCAGGACCAUUUAAUCUUUUGUACAUUUGUUUCUUUUUUAUUUGACUUAAGACACUGAAUUUAGAUGAGGUUUAGUUCCUACAUAUUGAAACUCUUAAAAGCUCUUCAAAUAAUUGUUCUUUGGAUACUUGUUAAGCUAAAGAAAUCAGUUUUGAUCGGCAGUAAAAGUUCAUGCUAUUUUAAGUGCAAUGCUAUAGCUAUUUUCUGUUGUAUAUUUAAUCAUUUUGAAUUAUAUGUCAUGUAAAAGAUUUUAGCUCUGGGGCAUUUGCCAGAUGGCUGAUUCUGCAUUUCACACAACAAAAGAAAUAAUGUUUGUGUAAAGCUCUUAAAAAUAGUUGGUAAUCAGAAUAUUCUACAACGAAUAGGAUCCAGACCUGUUUGAAAAAAAAGAAAAAAGCGCACAGAAAAAACAGCUUUUGCAGAAAUUAAUUUAGAGAAUUUGGUCUCUACCUCUGAGCUCUGAACAAAACAAAUGAUGUCCAUUAUUUGCUGAUUUUUUUUUUUAACAUUUGAUAAGUUAACUGAAUUGUAAAUUUUAUGUAUUUUUAUGUUAAAUGGCAAUUAUUGCAAUCCAUUGAUCUUUUCCCUUUGCUUUGGCUGACAAACUUAUUUCUGAAAAAAGGAAUUUGUAAAAUAGAGAGCCUAUGCUGCUCUGCAUUUACAGCCGUAGAGCAUAUGAAUACGAGAAGCCCUUUGCUUUCCUUGCAACAACCAAAGCUCACAUCCUUUCUGCAUUCUCCCCUGACUACUGCUGACUCCUCUUUCUGGCCUCUUUUAUUCAAAUUCCUCCGAAAUACCUUUGCAAAAAGUAGCUUUGUCUCUCUGCCACGGAUCUCAGCUUGCUUUCCUUACCCACAACACUCCACACAAGUCCAUACAAAUUCACCUUUUGGUCUUGUCUCCCCCACCUCUGUAUACCUUUUUCCCUUACAGCUGGUCCCAGGGCAGUUUUUCUGCUCACGUUGGUAUAAAUCCUCCAUUUUCUAGUACAUACUUUCCUGGCUCAUUACUUCUGUAAUACUCAGAAGACUUGAAAAAUAUUAUGCUGAGAGGAAGGUUAGAGAUUUUGCUGCAGCUCUUUAACCUGGAUCUCCAAAUCUCUUGUCUACUUGUUCCUGCAGACCUAAGUAAUGCUCAGUGCUCAACAAGUAAGUUGUUUAGGGACCCAAACAUUAGAAGUCAGAGAUCAUUUGAAUGCCAUUGCAGAAUGCAUAUUUAUUAUGUCUUUCUCAGUAUCAAAGUCUGUUCAGGUGAUGGACGUAGUUGGAGCCCACUCAUCCAUUUAACCAAGAAAAUAUUUUUAUAUUAAACUUGGCUUAAGUGCUUAAAUACAUAUAGAUUAAAUAUAAACCAUGUUGGUUCAUACUACAACCAGCAAUGAUAAUACUAAUAGUGGCAUCAUGACACAAGUUACUACAGCAAUUUCAGUAGCUGUAGCUUUUGCAGAUAUGCCAUUCCUUGUGGUUUGCUGGUCUUAAAAUACUUAUCGUCUUGGAAACUGUGAAAGUUUCAGUUCCAAACAGUGGCAUGCCAAGAAAAACAACAUUGUUUGUGUGCUAGCCAUCCCAUUGUGAACCCAUUAGACAGGUUAUUCACAAGUCCUAUAGGCACUUACAUCCAGCUAUACUGCUCACGUGCAAACAGGUUUUACAAGAGAUGGAAAGUUCAUUUUUGGGCCAUUUUGGAAUUACAGUAAUUAAAUGUAAAUGGAAGGGUGAGAAUUUGUGGGUGGAAGCAAAGGUUAAUUGAAACCAUGUUUUCAUUUUCUUGCCAGCCUUGAUGUUGGUGAGGUCAGGCGCAGUAAGGAAAGCGGUGCUAGGGACCCAGAGGGGCAGUGGAAAUGAAAGGGGUGUGCCAGGCAGAAUCCAUGGCUGAGAUGCUAUCACACACAACUGUGAUUGUGCAGUGGAAGAACACGAUAAACUGCACUGCGGGUGACGGGAGGAGUCAGGCAUGCAAAAGAAUUAACUGAUAUUGUUGUUUACAACAGUCUAUGUGUGCUUGGCCCUCUACAAACAGAGAGGAAACUCAGCUCUAGUUCAAGGAUGGCCUAUUGUAAACAUGUGCUGUGAUAAACCCUGCUCAUGGGAAGCUGCUUGGACACCUGGCUGUGUCUCACAGCCACAGGCGUGUGCUCUGGGGUGUGUUGGAGCGUUAGCCCUUGAUGGAGGGACACCUUGGGGCACAACUGCUCUCUCCUGGCUCUUAUGUCUUCUAAUGGCAGCAAGAGCAAGCAGAGAGAGGAUGCACACUCACACCUGGUCCCACCCCUCCAAUGUGCAGAGGUGAGAACCAAGGAUCUGAAUUUUGGCACACAUCAAGCCUCUGGUGUAGACAGAGCCCUUAAGACACCAGAGCCAUGUGCAGCUGCACAGUGCAGCAUGAAGACCAAACGCAAAGGUACAAAAGGUUUUUGAGAUGGACAGUUAGCUCUUCCCCUGUGUAAGCCACCACAUUCCAAUUUCAGUGUGGUGCAUUGUUCUAUGUACCCCCAGGUGGUUUCCUGAGAAAGCUCAACUUAGAGAGCAAAUCCUGAAGCCUACAAGAUGAUGCUGCUGUUUGCUGGCAGCUACAUAUCAUGGCUUACAGAGCCUGAAGACAUCUCUCACAGCUGAAGUUUCCAUAAACAACACAGAAAAGCAAUAACUAGAAGCAAAUCAUUCUAAACUUUGCAAUACACAUUUAACAUAGGAAGGUUAAAUACACCUAAAUUACAGUGUAAUUUCAAGUCAUCCUUUAGAAGCACCCUGAAGCAAGCCCUGACUUUUCAGCUUUUUCUAAUCACGCUUCUGAGAGAAACAUGGAGUGUGUAGCUGGGGAAGUCACUCCUGCCCCUACCACACUACUUUUAGACUGAACACGGAAAAGUAGGUAAAUGGUUCAAUCACAUCCACUGACUGAGCUCACCAUGGAAUCCAUCUUACAGCAUUUUUGGCAGAAUUUACUGUCACACGGACCUUCCCCUAAAUUCACUCAAAACAAGGAAGAGACCUGUAAAGCAGUAAUUGUUAAGAAGGACGAAUACAAGAGGUGCUACUUACAGAAGCAAAGUAGGACCAACAGGCUCAGCUGGGUCUUAGUUAUGUAAAAAUGCUCCAUCACAACUGAUGCACAGGCACCGCAAUCACAGCAGAUCCCUAUGCCUUACACCCAGUCAGUGUUCCAGUGGGGACAGACACUGCUUUGGGGAUUGGUCAUGCAGGUGGCUACCAGGAUUGGCUCCAUAUGCUCUGAGUCUGCUUAAUGAAAACAGCUUGAAUUAAUUACUUAAAUUAAAAAGGAGCAGUCUCAGGUUGGGCUGGCUGAGGAUCUGGCCCACAGUAUUCAAAAUCUAUGUUGUGGGUUACAGAAAACUGAUCUUAUUUUUGAUUGAGACAUAAGGAAAUAAUUCAUGAUAUUCAGCCAGUAGUUACAUGCAUUCUAGCAGCUCAUCCAUUAACAUCUAACUUUAUCUCUCUCUGCUUCAAGAUUUCAAUUCAAUGCCAUGAUAGCAGUCAUUGUAUUUCACUAACUUCGGGGUAAAUAACUUGUUGAUGUUUACCAACUGCACAGAGAUACAGCAGAUCACUGUAACCUUUUCAGCCAAAUCUUUCUUCUUUACCUUCAAAUUUAAACAUCAGUCCUGUUUCAGCAAAGUGUGUUCCAAGUGUGCAUUCUGCUGAGGAAAAGCUAAAAAAAAAGGAUAAACUUGUACAGAUAAAUAUGCUGACAUGAAAUUCAGCACACAACAUGGAGAACCCCACACCACCUAAUUGUGCACAGGGUGAUAAUUUACCACUGAUUAAAGAGUUUGUAUUUUUUUCAGAUCUUUUUUAAAGGGAAAAUUACUUCUGAAGGUGAAGAUGUGCUUAGACAAUCAUAUUAACAUAUUCAAACAAUUGUAAUUUGCAAAAUAGUAAUUACAACUCACUAUCUGGUAGCAUUAAUCAAACUUCAAGGUUUAAUUCCAUUUUAAAUAUUGAUGAAAUGUGAUUCUCCAAUCUAACCCUGGUGUUGCAGGGUUAUGGAAGCAGCCAGUGACAGAAAAAGAGGAACGUGUAGUUAACAAGCAGCUGCCACAAAGAAGGAUCGGCAUCUGUGAUUUAAAUUGUUAGCUGCACAGUCAGGUAGAGUGUAAAAAGGGUAGUCAAGAGGCUGUUAAGUCCAUUGCUGCCAAUUACUAACAAUCAGGGAGGAGCUUUAAGACUUGUUCAGUACAAUAAACCCAGUUUGUCUUGUUUCAGGGGUUACUACUGAAGAGGUUGCAGCUGCACUGAUUCAAAUAGCCCUAAAACUACAGUAAUUAUCAACCAGUCUUCUUUAGUGUAGCAAAAGUAUGUUUUACCAUAGCUUAACUCUUUACAUUCUAAUAUUUCUCUGCCUCUUCUCCCAUAGCUGGCCCCAGAGCCAUUCUGAUGUCUGCUUUUGUGGUUCUAGCUGUGCUGGAUCAGUGCUUUCCUUUCCCCUUACCUACACCGAGGAGCUCUCUUGGGUUGGAUGGCACUGCUAGGAUUUGCUUUAGAAUAUUUUCUUUAAUAUUAAGUCAUUACACCUAUUAUUCAUUUUCAUACACAAAGUUGAAAUCCAUAGAGCUCCUUCAGUUUUUGCAGCUGAUUAUUUUAAUUUGCACGGGAUCCGAUCACUGCAUAAACAUUGUGAGGCUGGGGAGGCUGAAGGCACAGCACAGUCUGCCCGUGUAAUGAGAACAGUGCAGAAGGAAGCUAGGCAAACCACGGCUGUGCUGGAAACACAAAGCCAGGUGUAGCAUCUGCCUUUCUCAGUGCCUGUAGCCUCAAUGCUGUUACGUGACCACAACAGAUUUCUCACUAGGAAGGUGGGCUGAUUAUUUCUAGCACUCAAGUGAACCACUUACAUCAUUACCCAAAUAUGAGCUAGAUAGCGGUGAUGUGUAGCAUGUUUAAGGUUUGUUUAUUCCUUCACCAUGACAGAAAUAGACAAAGUUUCAUUUCUAUGCCAUUACCACAAGCUCAGACAAAGUAUUUUUUUUAGUCAGGGAGAUCCCAGCUAAAACCACAGCUACCCGCACUGGACAAUGUCUGUCAUAGCCUGGGCUCACGUGAUCGCCUCAUUACAGAGCUGGAACACCUAGUGCAUAGAACAAAAGCCAGCACGUUGAUUACGGCUUUGAUGUUUUUAAGAAAGCUGAAGGACCACAUUUGCAUUCCUGCUGCAGCCCGCAAUGGAAGCUCUGCCCCUGUCAGGAUUGUGUGGUCUGUGAGUGAUGUUCAGCGCUCAUCUUUUUAAUGUCCCUUUUAGCAUAUUUUCCAGGAUUUAUUUUCUCCUAAUUUAUGUCUGAAUAGGAAAUAUGCCAUUAAUAGGGUCAGUCAGGAUCAGCAGCCCUUCGUCAGAGAGCAGCCGCUGUGCAAGGAGCAGAGAGCAGGGAAACCGCUUGGGGAAACAUCCCAAGAUCCACACACCUUCCUGAGCGGGGUGGUCAGAGGAGUGCUGCCCUUCAGACAAAGGAUGAAUGCUUUGGCACAUGUUUUACUUCAGCCUGCUUUGAUCAGGAUGCCAGCAGAGCUCCCUGGGAGCAGCACCUUGUGAGACUUGCACUCAGCUCACGUGAACAGAAAGGAGAAAAAGGAGGGGGGGACAGCAUGGAAAGGGAAAAAGGGAAAAGGGGAAAGAAAGGAAAGGAGCAAAGCUGAGCAUUCAAAACCCACUAAACAGUGAGAUUUAGCUACAUGCUUGAAGACUCUUGUACACAAACCUAAUUGGUCACACACCCUUCUGUGAACGUUCACUUCUUAGAUUAGCACAGCUCACUCCUUUCACAUUUCAAAUGCUACUAUAUCACUUUAACCCAAAGGUACAAGGCCCCAGUCAGAGGUUUCCAUGAGCAUUUGACUCCUUCCAAGGAACAGGCUUCAUCCUUGGUCUGUUCUGCCCUCGCCAAGCAGGGCUCUCAGCUGUGGAGGAGGUAGGAUCCUGUGCUACACCAAGAAAUGUUCUCAGCCCCAGCACCACAGCCCCUCUGCCCCCUCCUAGGAGCCAUCUCUGCUUCUAGGUAAUAAGGGCUGCUAUAAAACCCUUAACACUGAGGUGAGAAGCACACAGCACCAUGAGAAUUUGUUAAGACAAUGGUAAAUGCAAGCAGCAGCUCUAAUGUAUUUAAUUUAUAUACAAAUAAAUACAGCUAUUGUAUUUUCCUUUUUUUUCCAAGGCUUCUUGGUCUACUGCACAGAUCUGUUUUCCCCCAAACAAACACAGAAAAUGCUGUAGAACAGUUUUUGGAGACAAGGCUGUUGAAGUCCCUGGAAUUAAGAUCCCACAGCUUACAUUUGCCAAGUUGUUUGUUCAUAAUCAUAGACAAAAUUUCUAUUCAACCUUUGCAGGACAGCCGUUUUUUUCCUACAUCGUCCUUCCACACUGUUAUGCUCUGAGAAUAUGGCAGACGUGAAUCCUAACAAGGAACACGAGGUGGUGUGAGAUAUCUCAGCACUACAUCAGUUUAGCGACACCCAGCACAACGCACAUUUCAGAAACAGCACCAUCAGAACAACUGGAAGAGAGGAACCCAGGCUCUGACUGUUGAUUUUUCUUUGCCUUCGCUUUUCAUAAACUGACAAGCAACACGGACACAAUAUUAAAAAAUGUGUAUCUUCAUUUCUGAUCUUUUCAACAUAGUUCCUGCACGUGGCCAUAAAAAAAUCAAUACAUAUUAAUACACGUGUUGUGUAAAUCUCAGCUCCACCCAAGUUACCCUUACCAAACAGCUGAGUAAUGAGAAUCAUUACCGCAGAGCCCAUAUCCGCACUGACACAUUCCAACACAACAGCACACGACCUUUUUGAGAAACAAAAAUACGUUCUGAGAGGUGCCCAUGGCUCAGAGUGGGGUUUGUUCUCAAAGGAAAAAUGGUUGGUUUGAGCAGGGCCCUGGUAAUUCAAAGAGCAGACAUGGAAUGGUGACGUUUGGCCGUCUCUUU
Gallus gallus (chicken) is the source of this 8771-nucleotide messenger RNA. RefSeq names its product MORN repeat containing 5 (gene MORN5). NCBI's taxonomy places the organism in Eukaryota, Metazoa, Chordata, Aves, Galliformes, Phasianidae. The coding region runs from base 89 to 631 and encodes 180 amino acids. The transcript has 5 exons. The record is from RefSeq and is a predicted model, not a curated record.